Molecule: messenger RNA, 2730 nt
Organism: Miniopterus natalensis
Lineage: Eukaryota; Metazoa; Chordata; Mammalia; Chiroptera; Miniopteridae
Source: RefSeq, a predicted model, not a curated record
AUGCCCUGCUGCCUGAGGCCCUCCCUGCGGAAGACUGCAGUCAUCCUGUGUCUGCUGCUGUCCAGCACCUACCUGUCCCCCGCGUGGGGGCAGGCCAAGAUUCCUUUGGAAACAGUGAAGCUGUGGGCAGACACCUUUGGCGGGGACCUGUAUGACACCGUGACCAAAUACUCAGGCUCUCUCUUGCUGCAGAAGAAAUAUAAGGAUGUGGAGCCCAGCCUGAGGAUCCAGGAGGUGGAUGGCUUGGAGCUGGUGAGGAAGUUCUCAGAGGACAUGGAGACCAUGCUCCGAAGGAAAGUGGAGGCCGUGAAGAAUCUGGUAGAGGCCGCCGAGGAGGCUGACCUGAACCAUGAAUUCAAUGAAUCUCUGGUGUUUGACUAUUACAACGCAGCCCUGGUCAACGAGCGGGAUGCCAGUGGCGAGCACGUGGAGCUGGGGGCUGAGUUUGUCCUGGAGCCCAACGCGCACUUCAGCAACCUGAUGGUGAACACGUCCCUCAGCAGCGUGCAGCUGCCCACCAACGUGUACAACAAAGACCCAGAUAUUUUAAAUGGAGUCUACAUGUCUGAAGCCUUGAACCCUGUUUUUGUGGAGAACUUCCAGAGAGACCCGACACUAACCUGGCAAUAUUUUGGCAGCUCAACGGGAUUCUUUAGGAUCUAUCCAGGCAUCAAAUGGACGCCUGACGAGAAUGGAGUCAUCACCUUCGACUGCCGAAACCGCGGCUGGUACAUACAAGCUGCUACUUCUCCCAAGGAUGUAGUGAUCGUGGUGGAUACAAGCGGCAGCAUGAAGGGGCUGCGGAUGGCCAUCGCCAAGCACACCAUCGCCACCAUCCUGGACACUCUGGGAGAGAAUGACUUUGUUAAUAUCAUCGCGUACAAUGACUACGUCCAUUACCUCGAGCCCUGUUUCAAAGGGAUCCUUGUUCAGGCGGAUCGAGAUAACCGUGAGCAUUUCAAACAUCUUGUGAACGAGCUGAUGGUUAAAGGUGUGGGGGCCGUGGGCCAAGCCCUGAGGGAAGCCUUCCACAUCCUGAAGCAGUUCCAAGAGGCCCGGCAAGGAAGCCUCUGCAAUCAGGCCAUCAUGCUGAUCACGGACGGGGCCAUGGAGGACUAUAAGCCAGUGUUUGAGAAGUACAACUGGCCAGACCGCAAGGUGCGAGUUUUCACUUACCUUAUUGGGAGAGAAGUCACUUUUGCUGACCACCUGAAGUGGAUCGCGUGCAACAACAAAGGCUACUACACGCAGAUCUCCACUCUGGCUGACGCCCAGGAGAACGUGAUGGAGUACCUGCACGUGCUCAGCCGCCCCAUGGUCAUCAACCACGACCACGACAUCAUCUGGACCGAAGCCUACAUGGACAGCAAGCUCGUCACCGCACAGGCACAGAGCAUGAUGCUCCUCACCACCGUGGCCAUGCCAGUCUUCAGCAAAAAGAAUGAAACGCUUGGCGUGCAUGGAUAUGCCUUUUUGAACACCAACAAUGGGUACAUUCUCUCACAUCCUGACCUCCGACCCCUGUACAAAGAGGGGAAGAAACUAAAACCCAAACCUAACUACAACAGCGUGGAUCUCUCUGAAGUGGAGUGGGAGGACCGAGCUGAAAUCCUGAGAACAGCCAUGAUCAAUGGGGAAACAGGUUCUCUCUCUAUGGACGUGAAGGUUCCGCUGGACAAAGGGAAGAGAGUUCUUUUCCUGACCAAUGACUACUUCUUCACAGGCAUCAGUGACACACCUUUCAGUUUGGGAGUGGUGCUGUCCCAGGGCCACGGAGAGUACCUCCUCCUGGGGAACACAUCUGUGGAAGAAGGCCUGCACGACCUGCUGCACCCGGACCUGACCCUGGCCAGCGACUGGAUCUACUGCAUCACAGAUAUCGACCCCGACCACCGGAAGCUCAGCCAGCUGGAGGCCAUGGUCCGCUUUCUGACAGGGGAGGACCCAGACCUGGAGUGUGACAAGGAGCUGGUGCAGGAGGUACUGUUUGAUGCAGUGGUGACAGCCCCCAUGGAAGCCUACUGGACAGCGCUGGCUCUCAACAUCUCUGAGGAGUCCGAGCGCGUGGCGGACAUGGCCUUCCUGGGCACCCGGGCGGGCCUCCUCCGAAGCAGCUUGUUCGUGGGCUCUGAGAAGCUCUCCGACAAGAAGUUCCUGACCGCUGAGGACAAGGCCAGCGUGUUUACCAUGGACCACUUCCCUCUGUGGUACCGCCAGGCCGCCGAGCAGCCUGCUGGCAGCUUUGUCUUCAACCUCGGCUCAGCAGAGGGGCCAGAAGGUCCAGAUGAGCCGGUGGUAGUAACAGCAAGCACAGCUGUAGCCGUGACAGUGGACAAGAAGACAGCCAUUGCUGCAGCGGUGGGCAUCCAAUUGAGGCUGGACUUCCUGCAGCGCAGAUUCUGGGCAGCCGUGAGGCAGUGCAGUGCGGGGGAUGGGCCGUGCCCGAAGAGCUGCCGGGAGAGUGACCUGGACUGCUUCAUCAUCGACAACAACGGGUUCAUUCUGAUCUCAGAGAGGUCCCGGGAGAUGGGAAGAUUUCUGGGGGAGGUGGACGGUGCUCUCAUGACCCAGCUGCUCAGCACGGGGGCGUUCAGCCAAGUGACCAUGUACGACUACCAGGCCAUGUGCAAGCCCCCGAGUCACCACCACAGCGCCGCCCGGCCCCUGGUCAGUCCCAUCUCUGCCCUCCUGACUGCGACCAGAUGGCUGGUGAAUGAACUCUUGCUGUGA